AUGAAUCUGGCCGUGAAGCUGCGGAGAAACCUGAGGAGGCUGGUCAUCCUGCUCGCCACUUUCUGCAUGGUCAGCGUCAUAGUCUCCGCCUACUACCUCUACGCGGGCUCGGCGCAGGAGCUGGAGCUGACCGAGCGCGUCCCGGGCGCCGACUGUAACGACCUCCGGGUGCUCCCGUUCCGACCGGCGGAGCCGCGGUUGCCCAGACCCCUUGUGGACCCCUCGCGGAAGGACCCGGUGGUGUUGGUGUUCGUCGAGAGCCAGUACUCCCAGCUGGGGCAGGACAUAAUCGCCAUCCUGGAAUCCAACCAGUUCCGGUAUCAGGCCGAGAUCGCGCCGGGGAAGGGCGACAUCCCGCCACUGACGCACAACGGGCGCGGCCGGUACGCGCUGGUCAUCUACGAGAACGUACUCAAAUACGUAGGCAUGGACGCGUGGAACCGUGAGCUUCUGGACAAGUACUGCGUGGAGUACAGCGUCGGGGUCAUCGCCUUCCACCGGGCUAGCGAGAACUCCCAGCCUGCCCUGCAGCUCAAAGGCUUCCCGCUGACCCUACAAACCAACGUAGCGCUGUGCGACUGCUGCGUCAACCCGCACUCACCUCUGCUCUACGUCACGCGCCCGGAAGUGGACCAAGGACCGCUCCCAGGCGACGACUGGACUACUUUUCGGUCCAAUCACUCCACGUACGAGCCGGUGCUACUGGCAAGACCGCGUCCUAGUCCGGACGGUACCAACGACAGGACGCUCACAGGGUCGCACGCCCUGCAGGCCACGGUGGUGCAGGAUUUGGGGCUGUACGACGGGGUUCAGAGGGUGCUGUUCGGGCAAGGCCUGGGGUACUGGCUGCACAGGCUGAUCCUGGUUGACGCCAUUGCGUACCUUACUGGUAGGAAACUCUCGAGGUCGCUGGAGCGCUACGUUCUGGUGGACAUUGACGACAUCUUCGUGGGGAAGAAAGGGACGCGGAUGAAAGUGGACGACGUAAAGGCUCUUCUUGAAACCCAAAAUUUGCUACGGACUCAAAUCUCCAACUUCACCUUCAACCUGGGCUUCUCCGGCAAGUUCUUCCACACAGGGACCCAGGAGGAGAACGACGGCGACGACCUCCUGCUGAAGUACGUGGGCGAGUUCUGGUGGUUCCCUCACAUGUGGAGUCACAUGCAGCCUCAUCUCUUCCACAACGAGUCCUCGCUGACGGAGCAGAUGGUCCUCAACAAGGAGUUCGCGCUGGAGCACGGGAUCCCCGUGGACAUGGGUUACGCCGUGGCGCCCCAUCACUCGGGCGUGUACCCGGUGCACAUGCAACUGUACGAGGCGUGGAAGCGGGCGUGGGGCAUCCGGGUGACCAGCACGGAGGAGUACCCGCACCUGAAACCCGCCCGCUACCGCAAGGGCUUCGUCCACAACCACAUCAUGGUUCUGCCGCGUCAGACGUGCGGUUUGUUCACCCACACCAUCUUCUACAAGGAAUACCCCGGAGGUCCGAAGGAGCUGGACAGGAGCGUCCGGGGAGGAGAGCUCUUCAUGACCGUCCUGCUGAACCCCAUCAGCAUCUUCAUGACCCACCUGUCCAACUACGGAAAUGAUCGACUGGGCCUCUACACCUUCGUCAACCUGGCCAACUUCCUCAAGUGCUGGACCAACCUGAGACUGCACACGCUGCCGCCGCUGCAGCUCGCCCGGCACUACUUCAGCCUGUACCCGGAACAAAGGCACCCCUUCUGGCAGAACCCGUGUGACGACAAGAGACACAAGGACAUCUGGUCUAAGGAGAAGACCUGCGACAGGCUUCCGAAAUUUUUGGUGGUGGGACCCCAGAAAACUGGCACCACCGCCCUCUACCUCUUUCUCCUGAUGCAUCCGUCCGUCUCCAGCAGCUUCCCCAACUCCAGGACCUUCGAGGAGGUGCAGUUCUUCAACACCAACAGCUACCACAAAGGAAUCGACUGGUACAUGGACUUCUUCCCCGUGCCGUCGAACGUCAGUACGGACUUUCUGUUCGAGAAGAGCGCCAGCUACUUCCCCUCGGAGGAGACGCCCAGACGAGCCGCCAUGCUGCUGCCCAAGGCCAAGAUCCUCACGCUGCUCAUCAACCCGUCCGACAGGGCAUACAGCUGGUACCAGCAUCAGAGGGCCCACGAGGACCAGGCGGCACUGCGGUUUAGCUUCUACGAUGUCAUCUCGGCCGACCAGCAAGCUCCGCCAGAGCUACGAUCCCUGCAGAACCGGUGCCUCGUCCCCGGCCUGUAUGCGACUCAUCUGGAAAGGUGGCUGACCCACUUCCCGCCUGGCCAGCUAAUGAUAAUAGAUGGGCAGCAACUGAGAAAUGAUCCGGCCGCCGUGAUGGACGAGGUGCAGAAAUUUCUGGGCAUCUUUCCGUAUUUCAACUAUUCAGAGGCACUUACGUUCGACCCUCAGAAGGGAUUCUGGUGUCAGCUGCUGGACGGAGGUAGAACCAAGUGUCUGGGCAAGAGUAAAGGUCGCAAGUAUCCUCCCAUGGACGCAGAGUCCCGUCUCUUCCUCUCCCGCUUCUACAAGGACCACAACAUCGAACUCUCCAAGCUCCUCCACAGACUCGGCCAGCCCCUCCCAGCAUGGCUCCGAGAAGAGCUGCAGAAGGUCAGGUAGCAUCGACUCCUCCCACCCCGCCAACCCCCCGGGGGUCGACGGUCAGGGGGAGUGACCGCAAAGACGUGACGCAAGGGUUCACCAAUCUACAAUCGGCGUUGAGCCGUGCAGACUUGAAGUUCAGAUCAAGACGUCCACGACCAACAAGUGUUUUUUGUUUUGCGGCUUAUCAAUAAAAAAGAAGGUUCAGGACAUUCGGACGUACGUGAACCCUGGCAGGCAGACCUCCAGAUCUUGGUCCACCUUAAAACUCUGAACUCUUGCUUGAUCUGAUCUCUGGUGUGGACGGAUCUGGAAAGAGUGAGUCUGGAGUCGUGUGAUUGGCCAAAAGUAUGUAGAUGUCCUUCUUCAAAUGAGCCCUGGGGACAGAAGCACAUACAGGACUGAUGCACCGUAUGGCCGAAAGUAUGUGGACACUUGACCGUGAGCAUCUAAAACAAUGGAAAUUAAGAAGACACCCCUCUCGUCUUCGCAGCUAUACUAGCGUCCACUCUUCUGGGGUUAGGCAUCGGUGAGAUCUGGGAAGGUCGGACUAGAAGGCUGGAGGUGUCUCACCAGUGUCUCACCAGCAAAAUUCCAAUUCGUCCCAAUAAGGUGUUUGAUUGUUGGUGUUCCUUCACACCAAACUAGUCAACGGCAUCUUGUAGGACGACAGACUCUUGGUCUUUGGUUUUGUUCCUCAAAAACUAGCGUGGUCUGUCACUCCGCCACCGUGAGGGUCACUGGCAGGAAGGGGGUACACGGGUUACUGGGAAUUGAGAGCAGCCUGAUUUGGAGGUGGACUCUUGGUGGUGGACUCUCACAGGAGUUCUUAUUUCUAGCAUGUCAUCGAAGGGUUUCGGCAGGAAAACGACCUCCUGGAGGUCCUGCUAACAAGUACGAAGUGGAAUAAAUGUACAGAAAUAUAAAGACAGAUGUAUAUAUGGAUCUGUAUUAAACACUGGAGAUAUGUUUUAGUAA
Molecule: messenger RNA, 3591 nt
Organism: Trichomycterus rosablanca
Lineage: Eukaryota; Metazoa; Chordata; Actinopteri; Siluriformes; Trichomycteridae
Gene: ndst3
Product: N-deacetylase/N-sulfotransferase (heparan glucosaminyl) 3
Exons: 13
Coding region: 1-2631 (876 amino acids)
Cellular component (GO): Golgi apparatus
Molecular function (GO): deacetylase activity; heparan sulfate N-sulfotransferase activity
Source: RefSeq, a predicted model, not a curated record